AUGCGUUCUUCUACCUUGGCAGUCACUGCUGCUGCAUCCGCUGGCAUUGUUAAUGCCGCAGCAAAUUCUACUCUCAGUGAUAUCUGCACAACCUCCUACAUCCAACAAUCCCUUCCGGACCCCGCUACUAUUGGCCUUGCCAUCACUCUCAACUCUGCAUCCGUCACGGCUAACGCAGUCUCCAACACUACUACUACUGGCAAUACCUUCUUCCCAGAUGCGAUAAUCAGUUAUUGUAAUGUAACUUUCACCUAUUCUCACACUGGAAGAGAGGAUUCAGUACUUGUCCAGUAUUGGUUGCCGGCCCCAGCAAACUUCCAGGGUCGCUACUUGUCUACUGGAGGUGGUGGUUAUGCGAUCAAUUCUCAAGACCAAUCACUUCCUGGUGGUAUUAUCUAUGGUGCCAGUGCAGCCCACCACGAAUUGAGCUUGAUCGGAAAACAGUUCACAAAGAAUGUGUUCGGCAUGGGAGACAGCAAGCUUUAUUCUUACUAUCAAGGAUGCUCCGAGGGUGGACGUGAAGGAUGGAGUCAGGUUCAACGCUACGCUGAUGAAUGGGAUGGCGCUAUCACAGGUGCUCCAGCCAUGCGAUUUGCCCACCAACAAGUCCAGCAUCUUUACUCCAACGUGGUUGAAAAAACCCUUGGUUACUAUCCACCACCCUGUGAGCUGGAUAUGAUUGCGAACCUCACAAUCGCUGCUUGUGAUCCUAUGGAUGGCAGGACAGAUGGUGUUGUUGCCCGUACAGAUCUUUGCAAAUUAAACUUCGAUCUGAACUCCACACUUGGUGGGGUAUAUUCAUGUGCUGCAACUCCCGCUUCUACAAACCCAUAUAACCCUAAGCCCACACUUCCAGCACAAAAUGGUACUAUUUCGGCUGAAGGUAUUGCAGUCGCUGCUAAGAUUAUCGACGGUCUCCGCGACACCCAAGGUCGCAGGGCUUAUUUAUCCUAUCAGCCAGCUGCAGCUUUUGAUGACGCUGCCACCACAUACAAUGAUGAGACCAACAGCUGGGAGUUGUCUAUCAGCUCGCUUGGAUCUGAGUUCCCUGUACGCUUUGUUGAACUUCUCGAUGCCUCUACCUUUGAUGCUGGUACCUUCGACAACGUCACCUACGACACACUUAGAGAUUGGAUGUACACCGGAUGGCAAAUGUAUGAAGAUACAUUGCAAACCACUUGGCCCGACCUCACCCCAUUCCAAGCAGCAGGUGGAAAGGUUCUUCACUUCCAUGGUGAAUCAGACAAUAGUAUCCCUACCGCCUCAUCUGUCCGUUAUCACGAGUCUGUCCGCUCUGUCAUGUAUCCCAACAUGACUUUCAAUGAGAGUACCGAGGCCCUCGGCGACUGGUAUCGUCUUUUCCUGGUUCCCGGAGCAGCUCAUUGUGCUACCAACUCGUAUCAGCCCAAUGGACCAUUCCCUCAAACCAACCUCGCUGUUUUGAUCGACUGGGUCGAGAAUGGCAAAACACCUACUACUCUCAAUGCCACAGUUCUCCAAGGCGAGUUCGAGGGAGAGGAACAACAAAUUUGCGCUUGGCCAUUGAGACCAAUGUGGUCUAACAAUGGAACUACCAUGGCUUGCGAAUACGAUCAAGCUUCCAUUGAUAGUUGGAUCUACGACUUUGACUCCUUCCCAAUGCCAGUCUACUAG
Messenger RNA from Botrytis sinoallii, 1653 nucleotides. RefSeq lists its product as uncharacterized. The coding region runs from base 1 to 1653 and encodes 550 amino acids. Lineage: Eukaryota; Fungi; Ascomycota; Leotiomycetes; Helotiales; Sclerotiniaceae. The record is from RefSeq and is a predicted model, not a curated record. The transcript has 3 exons.